AUGCAUACUUCAGCCCUCUUCUCCUCUCUGCUCGCCCUAGCAUCCACCGCCCAGUCCCUCAAGUUCACCGGCCCAAGCACCUCAUCACCUCUCGACUUAUCAAAAGAAAUCACCAUCACCUGGAGCGAGGGCAACUCAUCAGGGCAUAAAACCCGGCCUACUUUUGACUUGGAGUGGUUCUCUCAGCCCACUGACCUGAAAAGCUUCGGCUUCGAGAUCGAGACCGGCGUGAACGUUUCCGCCGGACAAUACAAGUUCACGCCCAGCUCAAACACGAUUAACACACUGCGACCGUUCGCCAACCAGCUUUCCGAGAACAAGACGUUCUUAUUUAAUGCAAUCUUCCGAAAUGAGAGCGAUGAGAGCGAUGUGGUAUACGAGGCUUCAAGUGGCAAAUAUGCUGUUGUUGGGUUGGAUAAAGUAACGAAUGCUGGAAAGGCAGUUGGACUUGAAUGGGGACUUUUGGCGUGCGGACUUGCGGCAGCGAGCUUUUUUAUGAUAUAA
Fusarium oxysporum Fo47 is the source of this 504-nucleotide messenger RNA. RefSeq lists its product as uncharacterized. Bases 1 to 504 code for a protein of 167 amino acids. Lineage: Eukaryota; Fungi; Ascomycota; Sordariomycetes; Hypocreales; Nectriaceae. The record is from RefSeq and is a predicted model, not a curated record. The transcript has a single exon.